AUGAAAUAAAAUUAUGGUUAUUCAAUUAAAUAAGUAAUUGCCACAUUCAAGGCAAACCAAACUCACAAUUGUCAACCUCGGAUUCUAGGACACUCAGUCAGAGAUCAACGACCUAAGAAUUAAAGAAUAAAUUAUUAAUUAAUUUUAUAUAUAUCUAAAUAAUAAAUGAAUCCAAAUUCAUUCAAACUCUACAAAUCAAUUUGCUCUACAGUCACAGGAGCUGGUUUGGUAUUCACAAACUUUACUAACAAAUCAUUGGUGGGGAGAUCAGUUUAAUAUCUUGAGUAUAAAACAUUUUAUAUGAUUCAGCCAUCUGAUUUACACAAAGGCACCAAGACUAUCAUACAUUGAACAUUAUGCUCCAGUCUACACACCCAAGAGAGUCACUUAUGCUGCCCCCAUCUGUUUGACUUUGGCUGGCACUGUAUUAUUGGCUGAAGUAAGAAAUUUAUAAUACACAAUUGAUAGAUUGCUUGGACUAACAAUGCCAAAGAAUAAGCAAAUAAUUAUUUUGUUGCAACAAGAGAAUGAAAUAUAUCUAUUAUUUAGAA
This is a messenger RNA of Paramecium octaurelia, 551 nucleotides long. The record is from the annotation of a GenBank genome assembly. NCBI's taxonomy places the organism in Eukaryota, Ciliophora, Oligohymenophorea, Peniculida, Parameciidae.